Molecule: messenger RNA, 2587 nt
Organism: Homalodisca vitripennis (glassy-winged sharpshooter)
Lineage: Eukaryota; Metazoa; Arthropoda; Insecta; Hemiptera; Cicadellidae
Gene: dmrt99B
Product: doublesex- and mab-3-related transcription factor A2
Exons: 5
Coding region: 1-1209 (402 amino acids)
Biological process (GO): regulation of transcription by RNA polymerase II; sex differentiation
Cellular component (GO): nucleus
Molecular function (GO): RNA polymerase II cis-regulatory region sequence-specific DNA binding; protein binding; DNA-binding transcription factor activity, RNA polymerase II-specific
Source: RefSeq, a predicted model, not a curated record
AUGAGUCUGCCGUCCGGUGUAGACAUGUCGCUGCACAGUAGCGUGGACAUGUCGCUCCAUCCAGUGUUGGGCGCUAUACCACCGGCGUUCUUCUUGCGCGCCUCGGAGCGUUACCAGCGCACUCCCAAGUGUGCGCGCUGCCGCAACCACGGGGUCGUCUCGGCGCUCAAGGGCCACAAGCGAUACUGCAGGUGGCGAGACUGUGUGUGCGCCAAGUGCACGCUGAUAGCCGAGAGACAGAGAGUCAUGGCCGCUCAGGUCGCGCUCCGGCGACAGCAGGCUCAGGAGGAGAGCGAGGCCCGAGAGCUGGGUCUCAUGUACCCGAACCCUGCCGCCCCCGCACUGCCCGCCCCCAACCAGCCGCCGCCCGACGUCGGCCUCGCGCUUAUCCAUCAACCGGCCUUCCCCAGCAGCCCCCACAGUCCAGGACCCAAGAGGGCGCGGAUAUCUGUGGUGGACGACGACGGUGACGACUCCGCGGAACCGGAAGACUUAGACAGGAGUAGGUCCAGGAGCAGGACGCCACCGCCUCUCGUGCAGGCGCCGCCCCCCGACUGUCCUAUGCCACCUUUGGCGCUACCCUCUUCUGAAACUCAGUCUACGCCACCUCCAGAGGAUUCCAGCAGUGAAAGCGAAUCUGCUCCGGAGAACCUAUCACUGCCCAAACCGCGCUCUGUCGAGCCUCCCAGCCUGAACACCCCGUUGUACUCGCAAUACCCCGGCAUGACCGUACCCUACCACCACCUCCCUCAGAGGUCCCCAGUGGAUGUCCUCCUCAGGGUGUUUCCCGGUCGCCGCCGCUCUGACGUCGAGGCGACCCUCAGCCGCUGCAAGGGAGACGUUCUACAGGCGAUCGAGCUAAUGCAUCUCAAAGAUUUCCAUACAAAGAGCGAAAUUUUUUGCUCUCUUCUAGAGCAGAGCUCCAAUCUUCAAAGAAACCCUUUUACAGUAUGUACCGAGCCCGAGGAACCAAGGUCCGCAUUCUCGCCAUUGGGGCCCCCCUGCAGCUCUCUUCACAGGGCCCACUUCAGCCCCCAAGCCCGCCGUUUUCUCUCCGCCCCUUACUCCGGAACCGGAUAUCUACCCACGGUCAUCCGGCCACCUCCAGAGUAUGCGCUGCCUCUCCACCUCUACUCCGCCCCCGAGAAGACGACCGCCUCCUCCCCCGGCUCCAACACCGGCUCAGACAAGACUAGCUAUUCUGAGUAGACACCCCCGUCACCCGCGUUUGUGUAUAUAAUGUAAGUUAGUUGUGAUCUGGAGACAGGCGGAAACACACCAAAGAUUUUCAUAAGUGGAUAUUAUUAAUUUUAGAAUUAAUAACCCAUGAUAUAUAUUUGUUUUCCAAAAUUCAAAUCUUUUGUAUCAAUUUAUUUUGAAGGAUAACAGGAUUUUAGACAUUUGCCUUGGUUGUAUGUUACGAGAAUAGGACACUACAUUUCGUGGUUUGAAUCUACUCCCCUGUUCCGGUGUCAAAAUCUUGUUACAUAGGGAAGCAAACAAAAGUCAAUAUACGGUCAUGGACUCACCAAGUGUUAGAGAUUUUAAUAGCGGAACAAGUUGUACGCAUGCACUCGACACUCACUGCUAUGUAAAGAAACACAAGCUACGAUUUCAGAUACCCAUAUACGACAUGCUAUACACACCAAAGAUGGUGAGAGAUUGUAUUUGUAAGAUUCUUUGACAUCUGAAAAAAUGGAUAAAUUUCACUCCUCGAAACGUAGUGUCCUAUCCUUGUAACAUAUAAGGAUAGCGAAUGUCCUAAAUUUUCUUACCCUUUCUGGUCAGGCUUCGCUAAUAAUACAUGUUAAACAAAAUUUUCUUUUCUGAUUGAUCAAUAUACAGGUUUGAACAAAUGGCUUACUUAAGUAGUUUCUUCUUUUAACUUUAGUGAUCUUUAAUAAGGCCAAUGUAAUAAUGUGUCAUUUAAUUUGACUUUGUCAUUGUUUGGAUUCUUAAAACAUUUAUUUUUCACUUAUGGAGAUUCAGGUGUGUAACAGCCACAUUCAGAAAAUGUGUUAAUCUCGUUUUAUUUCAUAUAUUUAGGUUUAUUUUGUUGGAUUUUUGUAAAUAAUAGCUUUAAAACAAUUAGUUAAUAUUAAGAUGUUUACAGUUGUAUAUUUUCAGAGAUAAUUUACUUGUAAUGUCAUUCUUCGAAAUUAACUUUUCUGAGAUAGGUUCAGUUCAUUCCUGUUUGUUCUGUUCCAAAUAAUAUGCUAUGUGAGUUAAUUAUGCAAACUAAAUUAUUAAUCUUACCAUUUAACGCAUAUGAAACGCUUACAAUAUCGUCGUGACAUGUGCUGAAAAGUAAUAGGUAUUAAAAUAAUUUGUACAUAGGUUUUGUACUGUGGAGUAGUAAUCACAGUUGAGCACUUAAUCCAAAAUAUUACAGUUCAUGGAGUUCUAAAAACGUUUACACAGUUUACUUUCGAUUGGACAGUUGAUUUCAAUUUCUGUUGGUUUAUAAAUACGUUCAACAUAAUUUGUAUUAUACAUUUAGACUAAUUGUCAAAUUCGAUAUAAAGAAAAUGACCAAAUUAUACAAUAUUCACUGUAUCUAUGUAAAAUAGCUUUAAAGUUGACAAUU